CAAGAUAAAACGAGGCCCAGGUCCACACUGCCUGCUUGUCUCUUCGACUCGCCUCCCAACAGCCCCCCUUCCAAGAUAGGAUCCCCGACGGCACCCAGCAAGGCAGCGCAAAGAUGGCCCCUCACACGCUCGCCAGCGCCUCCUACGGAAAGGACCUUGUCCGAAUUCUGCGCGUCGUCCGCGAGCCGUCGGACCCCUCGUGUCACCGCAUCGCCGAGUACACGGUCCGGUGCCUGCUCUCGGGCCAAUCGCUCGUGCCGUCGUACACCGAGGCGGACAACAGCCCCGUCGUGGCGACGGACAGCAUCAAGAACACACUCAACCUGCUCGCCAAGACGCUGCCGGGCGACACGGUGCUGUGCCCGGAAAAAUACGUGCUGCACGUCAUGGAGCAUUUUCUGAGGCGCUACGCCCACAUCGACGGCGUCGAGGUGGACCUCAUCCAGCACCGGUGGAGCCGCAUCGCCCUCGAUGCUGAUGCCGACGGGCGGCCGCUGCCCUCGCUGCAGCCGCACAAGCACAGCUUCAUCCGCGACGGCAACGACGUGCGCACGGUGCGGGCGUAUGCCUCGCGCGACGGCGCCUCGCGGCGCGGCGUCGUGCGCUACCUCAAGGGCGGCAUCAAGGACCUCGUCGUGCUCAAGAGUUCCGGCAGCGCAUUCUACGGAUUUUUGCGUGAUGAGUACACGACGCUGCCCGAGGUGCAGGACCGCAUCUUCAGCACGGCCGUCGAUUGCGAGUAUGCCUAUUCCUUGCCAGCGGCCAAGCCCAUCGACGAGCUGCUCCAAGCGCCCGCCAAGUUGCUGCCCGACUUUUGCGCUGCCUCGUCGCGCGCCGUGGCACACGUUACCCACACGUUUGCGACACACUCAAGCCCCAGCGUCCAGGCCACGCUCUUCAAGACGGCCGAGCGCAUCCUCGACGACGGCGCCUGCCAGGCCGUCGCCGAUGUCGAGCUCACGAUGCCGAAUCGACACUACAUCCCAAUCGACCUCAAGUGGGCCGGCGUCGAGAAUCUCAAAGAGGACCAGGCAGAGGUCUUCUUGCCCACGGCACACCCCAGCGGCCUCAUUCGCGCAAAGAUUGCCCGGGGCGAUGGUGGAAGCAAGGCGAAAUUGUAGAGUAGUGGCAUACGGGACGGUUUCUUUUUUUGUCUAGAGAACUUCAAGUGCAUUCAUUCAACAAUCUUGCUGAACAGGGCAGAGAGAGGCAGAGAGCGUGUGCAAAGGGGUCAAGUAAAGGAAUCUGAUUAAAAUUGCGACAGGGGGAGAGGAGCGUCGAUGCAUGUAAGAGAACGAGGCUGGCGGUUCUGGCCUUACUGUCGGAGGAAGAGAGGUACCAAUGCAGACUGAGCUGGUAGCGA
Molecule: messenger RNA, 1363 nt
Organism: Acaromyces ingoldii
Lineage: Eukaryota; Fungi; Basidiomycota; Exobasidiomycetes; Exobasidiales; Cryptobasidiaceae
Product: putative urate oxidase
Exons: 1
Coding region: 114-1121 (335 amino acids)
Biological process (GO): purine nucleobase catabolic process; urate catabolic process
Cellular component (GO): peroxisome
Molecular function (GO): urate oxidase activity
Source: RefSeq, a predicted model, not a curated record